AUCGACUCCUUUUGACGACUCCUAAAAGCAGUUGAAAUAAAUGAGUCAACUUGUAUGUUGAUCCUUGGAAUAACUUUUGUAACACUCCAUAAAUAACGUUGAACCAUCAAAUUCGGAAUGAUUCUGAAUAUGGAACAGCAAUCCUAUUUAUAUUUUCCGUCACAGAUUUCCAUCUCGACCUUGCCGAGUAUCCAAGAAAACAACGCGUUGGAAUUAGAAGAGGAUGCAAAUGAAUGUCUUUGGAAUAAUUCCAGCUACAUGGUCGACAAAGACGGGAGAGAUAUAGUCACAUUUCUCAUGGACUCUCCCAACGAAAAACAGUGGCCGUACGCGAACGACAGGGAAGCAGAUGCGCAUCAACAGCAGUCGCCUGAUAACAGUUGGAGCAGUGCCGGCUCAGACUAUUGCAAUUCCCACGAACCGGAAACGUGCUCUAAAAGGUCUUCCGUCGCUUUAAGCGGUUCUAGUGAUGAUACCGGAGAAUUACCUGCCAUAGGAACGGACUUUACCAGAGAUUUUUAUAGGUUAGUCAAGUUCGAGAGCACGAAAAGCCUGGCUUCGACCUCGUCUCGAAGCCUCGGCGGAGCCUUGAGCGAAAACGGAGAUCGAGAGGCGACUUUGCAGAACGUGCUCACAUUUAUUGCCGAGCAACAGAAGUACGUCAAUUUCCGAGACGCCGGUCGGCCUUGUUCGGUCAACGAAGUGACGAAGGAGUUCAACGUCGAAGCGCCGCAACAGAAACCUGAAGAAAUCAAGACGGCCGACGGUGACGUCGUCAGGAACGACUCGAAACCCGCGCACGACGAGAAUUACGUCACGCUGAAGCAGCUUUGCGAGGAGUUCGGACUCAAGGAAAAGGAGAAAGAGAAGGAUAAGAUCAGAGAAGACUUAAUCGAGGAAAAUAUCAAGCAGAAUAUCGCCUAUGCCGAAGAAGUGUGUUUAGUGACGCCCAUAGACGUCGAAAGCGAAAAUUGCUCGAACAUUAGCGAACACCCUGUGGACAUUUGCAGUAGCGUAAACGUAGAACUAACCUCGGUGGAUUACCAAAGUACUGGACUGCAGGAUAGUGAUAAAAUCACCGACAAACAUGUAGAUAGUGAGAAUAUAGUGACGACGAAUAGUGAUUUAACGAAAUCGAGUGAUACUGCUUUUAGUGAUAUUUGUACAAGUGAAUCGGUGACUUCCAGUGUUAGCACGCCCGAUACGACGGUGUCUAAAAUACCGAGACGGAAAGCGAACUCGAGGAUUCCAAUCAGUCCUGCCAGAGUGAUCGCUGUGAAUAAUAACAAUAAUAAGGAGAACCUGCAGGAAACGAAGAUACCAAAAAGCAAAAUACCGUACAAGAGCAACAAAUCCAAAUUGAAGAAAAUCGUCCACGUUCAACAGCAACCGGUCCCGCCGCAACACAUCAUCACCUCCGAGAAGUUGCCCCAAAGCACGUCAGGUGUGCUGAGCAACAUCAUCGAGGGGCCUCCACAUCGCGCGGUCAGCUUCCACGAAAGGGCCACUUCGAAGGAUGUCAUCGACGAACUGAACAGGAUGAUAAAGAGCGGCGAGGAGAGUGCUGCUAGUCAAGAAGAGGGACACGUCGAGAAGUUGGACCAGGCCUGCAAGCCCACCGGAUGGGUGCAUGUUGAAAAGGAUAUUGAUCUCACCGACCCGAAGGCUCGAGCAAAUCUGUUAGACGUAAUGAUGGCGUCCGUAUCGAGCGACUCGUCUCCGACCUCAUCUUGUGGUGGGAGCGUCGCCAGCGACUCUACGGAAGAUCCUCCAGACUAUGGACAUUUACACAGAAUCCAUAAGUAUCAUAGGCAGAAAAAAGCGCGCGCCACUCGCCCCCAAUUGGCCGUGGUUAGGGCGACGUCGCUAUCCGCAACCGCCCGACCUACGAUCAUCGGACGCAACGACUUAUUCGUACGAUACGGCGAUAAGGAGAAGGAGGCCGUCGCGUUGUUCGACUUCCUGGACGAGUUCAGUUCGACCAGUGGCGGACCGUCGCUGGGCUGUACGCCUGAAGAGGACGAAGAGGAAAGGCAGCCGCGGGAGAAAAUCAGGUGCAGGACCACCGAGGUGUAGGGAGGCGAUGUGAUCGUUAACAAUGGAGUUGGUAGAAUUAAUUGAAAGUCUUUUAUUGUUAUCUUAUAGCAGCGUUGCCAUCAGACGUUAAGGGAGAGCAUAGAAGGAGUUGUCCAUGCAUACUACAGAAUGGCGACCCAUGUUCAUAUGUCAAUUCCAGCUGUGAAGUGUCAAGUAAAACCUUGACCUUUGUACGGUUUUUGGUAAACAAACCAUCAAAGAGUCCGAAGUAAACAAACUGAUGAUUGAAUUUGAUUUGGUGUUACUAUUUUUACUUCCUUAUAUUGAAUGCUGGUCUCAACUCACUUGGUACAUGUAGAAUGAAAGGUUCAAGAAGAGUGUUGGUAAACAAUAAUUCAGGAAGUUUUGUAAUAAAUUGUGCAUAUGAAACAAAAAGGAUCAGUGAAUAAUGAGCAGAACAAGUAGCAAGAAGAAACUACAGUCCAUGUUAUAUGUGACUGCUGGCGGCUGGGCUGCUUUUGCAGGGAUAAGUUUUUACAAAGGGGAUGAAAAGUUUUACAAGAACUAUGUUAUGCCAGUUGUACAUAUGCUAGAUCCUGAAAAAGCCCACAAUUUAGCUGUUUGGGCUAGCAAACAUAGACUCAUCCCUAAGAGUCAAUAUAAAGAUCCAGAUUUAUUGAAAUUAAAGGUUUUUGGAAAAGAAUUCUCAAAUCCAAUUGGAAUUGCUGCAGGGUUUGACAAGGAUGGCAAAGCCAUAUUGGGAUUGAAAGAUAUUGGGUUUGGCUUUGUUGAAGUUGGAUCUGUAACACCCCUAGCACAACAAGGAAAUGAAAAACCCAGAGUAUUCAGACUGAAAGAUGACCAAGCAGUUAUUAAUAGGUAUGGUUUUAAUAGUGAAGGUCAUAUUGCCGUACUACAAAGAAUUGCGAAUGUACGAGAUGCUAAUGAGGAAAUCCCAAUUAUUGGAGUUAAUUUGGGAAAAAACAAAACAUCGCCUGAUGCAAUUAAGGAUUAUGUGGAGGGGAUUCAGAAAUUCGGGCCUCUUUCUGACUAUUUAGUCAUUAAUAUCAGUAGCCCCAACACGCCUAAUCUGAGGGACCUCCAACACAAAGAGAACUUGAGCAAACUGUUAAAGGCCUUAAUCGAAGCCAGAGACAACCUGCCGGUAUCGAAAAAGCCACCGUUGCUGCUCAAACUUGCGCCCGACCUCAGCCGUCAAGAAAUGACGGAUAUCGCCGAUGUGUUGAAACGAAGAGAGUGCAGGGUGGACGGGCUGAUAGUCUGCAACACGACCGUCACAAGGCCGGAAACGCUGAAAGACGAGAAGAACAAGAACGAAACCGGCGGAUUGAGCGGACAGCCGUUGAAAGAUUUGUCCACGGAAAUGAUCAGGGAUAUGAGCGAGCUGACCGAUGGAUUGCCGAUCAUCGGGGUCGGAGGCAUUUCUUCUGGGGAAGACGCAUAUGAAAAGAUCAAAGCUGGCGCAUCAUUGCUGCAGCUUUACACGUCUUUGGCAUACGACGGACCGCCUGUUGUUACAAGAGUUAAGAGGGAACUGGCUGAACUGUUGGCUAAAGAUGGAUUUACAAAUAUUUCGCAAGCAAUCGGUGUUGCUAGGUAACGUCUGGUUCUGAUGAGUGCGAUUAUAAAAUUUACAAUAAUAUAUAUAUAAUUACAAAAUACAUAAUUUACCCUCUUUUGUACAAAUUAAUGAAUAUUUUAUUAUACCAGCAACCAAUAAAUUCUUUAUAUAGAAA
This is a messenger RNA of Acanthoscelides obtectus, 3794 nucleotides long. The record is from the annotation of a GenBank genome assembly. Lineage: Eukaryota; Metazoa; Arthropoda; Insecta; Coleoptera; Chrysomelidae.